Acyrthosiphon pisum (pea aphid) is the source of this 3230-nucleotide messenger RNA. RefSeq lists its product as uncharacterized. Gene Ontology annotation, biological process: maturation of SSU-rRNA from tricistronic rRNA transcript (SSU-rRNA, 5.8S rRNA, LSU-rRNA). Gene Ontology annotation, molecular function: protein binding; snoRNA binding. The coding region runs from base 637 to 2409 and encodes 590 amino acids. Gene Ontology annotation, cellular component: small-subunit processome; Pwp2p-containing subcomplex of 90S preribosome. Lineage: Eukaryota; Metazoa; Arthropoda; Insecta; Hemiptera; Aphididae. The record is from RefSeq and is a predicted model, not a curated record. The transcript has 11 exons.
GACCGCUGACGCCGCCUGCCGCCGCCACUAACCGUAUUCCUACUUCCCAGUCCGUGAACUAAACAUUCAAACAUAAUGGAAUAUAAUUCAAUCAAUUACAAUAGAUAUAAUUUUUUUUAAUUGUCUGAUCAAAAAUUCUAAACUUCAAAACGUGUAAAUGCGUGAGACUAUAACGAUAGUAAUGGAAUCUAACCAAGAAUAACAAUGAUUAUUGUGUUCUAGUCUAUCGCUAUCAUUUUUUAAAGUAGCUGCGAAGUAUGUGCCGGCUAUGAGAUGCUGACUGUUUUCAAUCCUCAAACGUGAAUUAACAUAUCAAUAUUAUAUAAAAUACUGAGAUUCCAUUCAAGAGCUUGUUACUAGAGGAUAACAUUAAGCCUUCUCGAUCACAAACACGAUCUCAAUGUCGACCAAUUUUUGACAAAAUGGCAAACACAGUUAUUUGAACACAGUAGUGAUUAUCACUUUCUAGCUGUUAGAACAAAGCUCUACCACUUAGCAUGAUGGUAUAUGAAAUCUGAACAUUAUUGAUCUCGUGCUGAAAUUGUGGUAUCUUAUUGCUACCUACUACAACUUUUUGGACUUGUUAAUUUGUUCAAUUACACGGCACAUUCAAGAAACAAGAAAUUGUUUCACAUCAUGUCGCCAGAUGAAAUGGAUUCUGAAGUCAAUUUUAUGAAAACUUAUAGCAUAAUGGAAUGGGAAAAACUAACAAAGCUAAACAAUGAUCGUAAAUCGCUUAAUCAGAAAAUUACGCUUGGGUUGGCCACCAGAGAGGAAUUUUUGAAACAAAUAAAAACUGAAUUAAAUAUGCUCGAUACAUGUCAACUUAAAAUUGAACAAGAACUGAAAGAAAACAACACAGAGUAUCUUGACACUGAAAUACUUACCAUUUUAUCAAAUCGUAUCAACGAUAUGUACACCACUAUGUUUCAUUUGUUUCCUGUUGUAAAGACUUCACUGUCAGAAUAUAUUGAAUUCUGUUCAAAUAAUAUAUUAUUUAUUACUAGAUGUAGCAUCAUGUUGGAUACACUCAUGUUGAGAUACCAUAGUGACCCUGAAGUGUAUUUAACUGCAGCAACGUACGCAUUUGAUGACCGAAAUGAUAUUGAAUCAGCUAGACGAUAUUUUGCGGAAGGAUUAAAAUAUCACGAAAAUUGUAAAAAUUUAUAUGUAGAAGAGUUCUGGGUAGAAGUACAACAUUUAGAAAAGACUGAAGGAGCCUCACUCCCAAUUGCUAUUGAAAAAUAUAGAAGCCUAAUAAAACGUUUUGAAGGUGACAUCGAAUUUCAUUUUAUAUUAUUGGACAGAGCAAUAAAAUUAAGUGCAGUUAGAGAACUGCAAUGCAAUGUAGUCAGAGAUAUGGUUAAGAAGUAUAGUCAUAGUGAAUUAAUGUGGCAAAAAUUAGCAAAAAUUCAUUUUGAUGGUUUUAUCUAUCAUAAGGAGACUGAGCAAUUACACUAUGAUAAAAAUUAUAUUAAUGGUAUUAGAAACUGCAUUAAAACCUAUGAAGAUGGAUUAAAAGAAAAUUUACCUCUACAAAAUAAACAUAAGUUAUGGAACUUUUAUAUUGAUCAUGUUAUAGAAAUUCGAAAAUCUUAUCGCAUGAAAAAAGAAACAAUCAGAAAUUUUAUGAAUGAAACAAUGGAACGAGCCUUUCAAGAAGCUCAUGAUAAUAAAGCAUUAUGUAAAGCUGAGCAAUACAUUUAUUGGGCUGAUAACACAAUUCAAGAUUAUGAUAAAAUAAUGAGAAAUGCAGUUGAGGUGAUAAAAGAUGAUGUUGACAUCUGGGUUAAUUUAAUAACAUGUUAUUUGAACUAUGACAGUCUUGAUAUGAUUAUUGAAGCUUUUCAAGAAGGUGUUCGGGCUUUACAAAGCAAAUCACUGCCUUUGUGGAAAAUUCUAAUUUUUUACUUGGGGAACACUCACCCAAAAUUGCUCCAACAAUUAUAUCAUGAAGGAUCGCAUUUUCCAUUUCCGGAAAUCAAUUUUAUAAUCAGGCCUGAAUAUUUAGCAUGGAACGUUGUUCACAAUGGAAUACUAUCAACUCGUGAAUUGUUUACUAAACUCAGAGCCAUAAAACCAGAAUGUAAACAGUUGUAUAUGUCCAUGAUCACAUUUGAACAAAAUCAGAACUCAGGAAUUACCAAAUUAAAAACUAUUAGAAAAUUAUAUAACGAUGUAUGCAAUACUUUUGGCGACACAGACAUUGAAGUAUGGUCCGAGUGCAUCCGUUUUGAAUGCAUACAUGGUUCUAGUAAUUUAGUGAAAGAAAUUUUUAAGGCAUCUAUGCGGUGCUUGGUAAAAGAUUUAAGGAGUACUAUGACAGAAGAGUUUGAAAAACUUAAGAAGGAAUUCUUGGAGUAUGAUCCGAAAGAUGAAGGAGUUAUUGUCAUUAAUGAUGAUGAAUAAUUUUAUAGUUAGGGAAAAAAUGACAGGGUAUGUGCGUGUUUUUAUAUUUAUGUUCUUAAGCUACUAUUCUGUGCACAUAAUUUUUUUUUAUACCUGAUAUAUUUUAUUAUAUUAAUGUAUCUUUAUUAUUUACAAUUAUUUUUUUAUUUUGUUUAUUUUUUAAAUAGCCUAAGCAUAAAACAACAAAAUUUUAAAUUUUUGUUAAUUAUUAAUUAUUAACUCUAAAAUUCAUUGUUUAGCCAACAACGUAUUUUUAAUGGUAUAAAAAUAUUUUUAUGAAGUAGCAAACAAUCAAAAUAAUGCAAAAAUGAAACAAUUAGAUUAGAUGUAUGUUUAUAUUUUAUACUUAAAGCAAAUCAUAUUUUGAAAUUAAAUUUUUUCUUUAUUUAAUAAAUAUCAUUUCACUUGACCUUUAAAAGAAAUGAACUGAUAUCAGCAAGAGAGAAUCAGGAUUUAACAUUGUUAGAAAAAAAUAGUUGAACUUUAUUUUCAUAUGCACAGGCUAACUGUUUCUAACAAUGUUGGUAUUUAGUAACCUGUAUUGGGCAGAGUCCGACUGGGUACUGUACGCCUUACCAGUGAAUUACUUACAAAAGACUUUAACAACAACCAUAAUCAAUAGUUAUUCAUUUCAAUUUUAUGAUUUGUUUGUUUUUGACAAAAAAAGACACUUUGUUUUUAUUAAUGUCUGAUAAAAAAAAAAAUGUAGUUUUGAAUAUAUUAUAAUAUGCCAGUACCAAAUCAUUUCAGAUUCCAAUAGGUACUAAUACUAUUAACAGUUGUAUACAAAUAUAAUGAAAUACCUACCAUGUCUGUAUCAA